Hibiscus syriacus is the source of this 1178-nucleotide messenger RNA. RefSeq names its product caffeoylshikimate esterase-like. NCBI's taxonomy places the organism in Eukaryota, Viridiplantae, Streptophyta, Magnoliopsida, Malvales, Malvaceae. The transcript has 8 exons. Bases 95 to 1075 code for a protein of 326 amino acids. Gene Ontology annotation, molecular function: lipase activity. The record is from RefSeq and is a predicted model, not a curated record. Gene Ontology annotation, cellular component: membrane.
AAUUGCUUAAUCCCAUCAUAAAUCUUUGCAACCUUCUUGUAUAUUUUUCAUCACAUUACUUAGAGCCACAUAUUCUAGAUAAACACAAUAAAGAAUGACCAUGGAUCUCGAAAACGGAAUUAUUCGAUACGACGAGGAAUAUAUCUUGAGUUCCCGAGGUCUAAAGCUAUUUACAUGCAAAUGGGUUCCGGUGAAGGAAGAACCCAAAGGUUUAAUCUUCAUCUGCCAUGGUUAUGCCAUGGAAUGCAGCAUCACCAUGAACUCAACUGCAAUUCGGUUGGUGAAAGCUGGAUUUGCAGUUUAUGGAAUAGAUUAUGAAGGCCAUGGGAAGUCAUCUGGUCUGCAAGGCUAUAUCUCAAGCUUUGACAAUGUUGUUGAUGAUUGCUCCAAUUUUUUCACUCAAAUAUGUGAGAAGAAAGAGAACAAAAGGAAGAUGAGGAUAUUGUUAGGGGAAUCAAUGGGGGGAGCAGUGUUGUUGAUGAUACAUAGGAAAAUGCCUGAAUAUUGGGAUGGGGCAGUCCUUGUUGCCCCCAUGUGUAAGAUUGCAGAUGAAAUGAAACCACAUCCUCUAGUCAUAAGUGCUUUGGAAAAGCUCUGCAAUUUUAUACCGACUUGGAGAAUAAUUCCAAGCCAAGAUGUCAUUGACGCUGCUUUCAAAAGGCCUGAGAUAAGGGCUCAGAUUAGAGCAAAUCCAUAUUGCUACAAAGGUCGUCCUCGUUUGAACACAGGCAAUGAACUUUUAAAGAUGAGCAUUGAGGUGGAACAUAGACUUAAUGAGGUGUCAUUACCGUUUAUAAUUCUUCACGGAGAAGAUGAUAAAGUAACGGAUAAAACAGUAAGCCAACAACUGUACGACGUCGCAUCAAGUUCAAACAAGACAUUGAAGCUCUAUCCUGGGAUGUGGCAUGGACUGUUAUACGGUGAAACACCAAAAAACAUCGAAAUCGUGUUUUCAGACAUCACCGAAUGGUUAAACCAGAGAGUUGGACCUGGAAGUUCGAGGCUUGAGAGGGAAUUGAAGCAUCAAACGACGAGGUUUUUAUUUCAAAAGACAUUAAAUAAAUAUGUUUUCUGAGCACUGCCAAAAGCUCUUUCCUUUUGUUGGCUCAAAAUUCCAUAUGAAUGGCCCGUCGUUCAGGUUUAAAUAGUGACUUUGCAAUGUGAUUUUAAUGUUUAUA